Messenger RNA from Dromaius novaehollandiae (emu), 2167 nucleotides. RefSeq names its product phosphoenolpyruvate carboxykinase 2, mitochondrial (gene PCK2). The transcript is spliced from 10 exons. Bases 126 to 2027 code for a protein of 633 amino acids. The record is from RefSeq and is a predicted model, not a curated record. Gene Ontology annotation, molecular function: manganese ion binding; phosphoenolpyruvate carboxykinase (GTP) activity; GTP binding. Lineage: Eukaryota; Metazoa; Chordata; Aves; Casuariiformes; Dromaiidae. Gene Ontology annotation, cellular component: cytosol. Gene Ontology annotation, biological process: response to starvation; gluconeogenesis; cellular response to glucose stimulus.
GCGGCGGCCGCCGGGGUGAAGAGCCGCGCGGCCGGGUCCCCCCCUCCCUCGGCGGCGGCGGCUAUAAGGGGGCGGCCCCGGCCGCCCGGGUCUUCCCCCAGCGGCUCGGGCGGCGCGACGCGGCCAUGCACGCGGCCAUCGCGAGACUGGGGGGGUGCCGGCGGGGGCCCCCGGCGCUGGCGCGGGGGCUGCGGGCGGGGGCGGAGGCGGGGGCGCUGCCGCCGCGGGUGCAGGCCUUCGUGGAGGAGGGCGCCCGCCUGUGCCAGCCCCGCGCCGUGCACGUGUGCGACGGCUCCGAGGCCGAGGGCGCCGCGCUGCUGGCCCAGCUGCAGGACGACGGCCUGCUCCACCCCCUGCCCAAAUAUGAGAACUGCUGGCUGGCGCGCACGGACCCGCGGGACGUGGCGCGGGUGGAGAGCCGCACGGUGCUGGUGACGGAGCGGGAGCGGGACGCGGUGCCGCCCACCGCCCCCGGCGCCACCCGGCAGCUCGGCAACUGGAUGAGCCCGGCGGCGCUGGAGCAGGCCGUGCAGGAGCGCUUCCCCGGCUGCAUGCGCGGGCGGACGCUGUACGUCAUCCCGUUCAGCAUGGGCCCCGUGGGGUCGCCGCUGGCCAAGGCCGGCGUGCAGCUCACCGACUCGGCCUACGUGGCCGCCUCCAUGCGCAUCAUGACGCGGGUGGGCGCCCCGGUGCUGCGGGCCCUGGCGCAGGGCGACGGCGACUUCGUGCGCUGCCUCCACUCCGUGGGGCGCCCGCUGCCCCUCGACGAGCCCCUGGUGAGCCAGUGGCCCUGCAACCCCGAGAAGACGCUGGUGGCCCACGUGCCCGACCGGCGCGAGAUCAUCUCCUUCGGCAGCGGCUACGGCGGCAACUCGCUGCUGGGCAAGAAGUGCUUCGCCCUGCGCAUCGCCUCCCGCCUGGCCCGCGACGAGGGCUGGCUCGCCGAGCACAUGCUGAUCCUGGGCAUCACGGACCCCGAGGGGCGGAAGAAGUACGUGGCGGCCGCCUUCCCCAGCGCCUGCGGCAAGACCAACCUGGCGAUGCUGACGCCGGCGCUGCCGGGCUGGCGCGUGGAGUGCGUGGGCGACGACAUCGCCUGGAUGAAGUUCGGCCCCGACGGCCGGCUGCGGGCCAUCAACCCCGAGAGCGGCUUCUUCGGGGUGGCGCCGGGCACGUCGCUGCGCACCAACGCCAACGCCAUGCACACGGUGCAGCGCAACACCAUCUUCACCAACGUGGGCCAGAGCAGCGACGGCGGCGUCUACUGGGAGGGGCUGGAGCUGCCCACCACCCCCGGCGUCACCUUCACCUCCUGGCUCGGCAAGCCCUGGAGCCCCGGCGACCCCGAGCCGUGCGCCCACCCCAACUCGCGGUUCUGCGCCCCGGCCCGGCAGUGCCCCAUCAUGGACCCGGCCUGGGAGGACCCGCAGGGCGUCCCCAUCGACGCCAUCAUCUUCGGGGGGCGGCGCCCCCAGGGGGUGCCGCUGGUGUUCGAGGCCUUCAACUGGCGCCACGGGGUGUUCGUGGGCAGCGCCAUGCGCAGCGAGGCCACCGCCGCCGCCGAGCACGCCGGCAAGCAGCUGCUGCACGACCCCUUCGCCAUGCGGCCCUUCUUCGGCUACAACGCGGGGCAGUACCUGGCGCACUGGCUGGCCAUGGGGGAGCGGGCGGGCGCCCGGCUGCCCCGCCUCUUCCACGUCAACUGGUUCCUGCGCGACGCCGCCGGGCGCUUCGUGUGGCCGGGCUUCGGCCACAACGCCCGCGUGCUCGCCUGGGUGUGCCGCCGCGUGGACGGCGAGCCCAGCGCCCGCCCCACGCCCGUGGGGCUGGUGCCGCGGCCCGGCGCCCUCGACCUGGCCGGCCUGCCCGGCGUGGCCUACGAGGACCUCUUCCCCGUGGAGCGCCCCUUCUGGGAGCACGAGGCCCGCCAGCUGCGCCGCUACUUCGACGAGCACUUCGGCCCCGACCUGCCCCCCGAGCUCACGGCCGAGCUGGAGGCCCUCGAGGGCCGCCUCAAGAAGAUGUGAGCCGCGCCCGCGCGGGGCGGCCCCACGGCGCGACCCACGGCCCCCGCGCCGCCCCGACCGCCGUCCGCGGAGAGCCUUCCUCGCCCGCCGUGGGCCCGCGUCUUCGCCAGUCGCCCUCCGCGACCUCUUGGCCACCGUCU